AUGAUAGUCACCGACCUCCAGUCCAUCAACCCUGCUCUGACACAAAGCAAGCUAGGUUGGGGACGCCGGGAUUCUGCCUCAUGGCAACGUGGCAUCAUCACUGCAUUUUUUAUGCUAGCAUGCCCGGUCAUAGUCGUGCUACCGUGGAUCGCACUUGAACAAUUUGACAAUUCAAUCGUGGCUACGAUUUCCGCAUUACUUCUUCAGGGUCCCGUGCAGUUCCUGUGGACAUACUAUCCGCAUCUCAGAUUCGACGUGCUCUUCGCCUAUCUCGGAUGGGUGGUCUUUCAAGGGGUGCUAUACAGUAUUCUUACCGGGAAUGGAAUACAUCGAGGCCAGACAACGCCAUCGGGACAUAUUCUAGAAUACAAAGUGAAUGGGUUCGCGGCCUGGACAUUGUCGGUGACAAUAGCAAUUGGAUGUGCGUGGAUGGGGGUGGUUGACCCGAGCAUUAUCGCUACACAUUGGGGCGCUCUCUUAGCCACUCUGAAUGUCUACGGAAUUAUAAUAACAGGUAUAUUCUAUAUUAAGGCUCAUCUAUACCCGACCCAUAAGAGAGAUCGGCGAUUCAGCGGCUCCUUUUUCUACGACCUCUAUAUGGGCAUCGAGCUAAAUCCCCGCCUCUUCGGCCGGUACUGGGAUGUGAAGCUCUUCCAUAACGGACGGCCAGGUAUUAUUGGUUGGGCACUCAUUGAUCUUUCGUUCAUUGCCCAGCAGUAUCAAAAGCAUGCCAUCGUCACGAACUCGAUCAUCAUCACAUUUAUCCUCCACUUGCUAUACAUCGCCGACUUUUUCCACCACGAGGACUGGUAUCUCCGCACUAUCGAUAUCGCCCAUGAUCACUUUGGCUUCUAUCUUGCCUGGGGAUCCUCUGCAUUCCUACCGUCUAUGUAUACACUUCAAAUACAGUAUCUCGCACGGUCUCCGCUUGAACUAAGCCCUGCUUUGGCAGCUUUAGUUCUUGCGGUCGGAAUCGGAGGAUACUACAUAUUCCGGUCAGCGAACAACCAGAAGGACAAUUUACGAAAUUCGGGGGGUAAAUGGCAAGACUCGGAGGUGAUUGAGUGCUCAUACACGACUGCGGAUGGGGUGAAGCACCAAUCAAUUCUUCUGUGCUCAGGGUGGUGGGGCUUUUCGCGACAUCCAAACUAUCUGGGUGACUUGUUGCUAUCGUAUGCCAUGUGCGCCACCUGUGGGUUGAAUCACAUUUUGCCAUGGUCCUACGCGGUUUUCAUGACAAUGAUUCUGACACAUCGUUGCCUGCGUGAUGAGGCAAAAUGCUCGAAGAAGUACGGCGAGUACUGGGAGGCCUACUCUGAGAAGGUACCAUGGAGGCUGAUGCCAGGGGUUUGGUGA
Molecule: messenger RNA, 1356 nt
Organism: Penicillium soppii
Lineage: Eukaryota; Fungi; Ascomycota; Eurotiomycetes; Eurotiales; Aspergillaceae
Exons: 3
Coding region: 1-1356 (451 amino acids)
Biological process (GO): cholesterol biosynthetic process; brassinosteroid biosynthetic process
Cellular component (GO): endoplasmic reticulum membrane
Molecular function (GO): 7-dehydrocholesterol reductase activity
Source: RefSeq, a predicted model, not a curated record